AUGGCGCCUUCAGCAACAGACACCUCCUUCGCAGCCCACGUAGCAAAUCAAUUCCAAUCCUACGAAUCAGACCGUCAAGCCACUUCCAAAGAAACACUCUACACCACCUCCAACGGCGUCCCCAUCGCACACCCCUAUGAGACCCAACGAGCCGGUGAAAAUGGCCCUCUUCUCCUACAGGACUUCCACCUGAUCGAUCUCCUCUCACACUUUGACCGCGAGCGUAUUCCCGAGCGUGUUGUUCACGCAAAGGGAAGUGGUGCGCAUGGUUACUUUGAGUGUACGGACCCGUUAGAUGAUCUGUGUCUGGCGGAUAUCCUGUCUGAGAAGGGGAAGAAAUGUUCGGUUAGUAUGAGGUUUUCGACGGUGGGUGGUGAGUCGGGAUCGCAUGAUAUGGCGAGAGAUCCUAGGGGGUUUUCGGUCAAGAUGAGGACUGAUGAGGGUAACUGGGAUAUGGUCUUCAACAACACGCCUGUUUUUUUCCUGAGAGAUCCCGCCAAGUUUCCUCACUUUAUCCAUACUCAAAAGCGAGACCCAAGCACUCAUCUCACCCACGCCGACGACUCAUUCAUGUUCUGGGACUACCUCUCCCAGAACCCCGAGUCAAUCCACCAAGUCAUGAUCCUCAUGGGCGAUAGGGGGAUUCCAAAGGGGUACCGAAAGAUGAACGGCUACGCUGGCCAUACUUUCAAGCUUGUUAACAAGGCUGGCGAAUGGGUCUACUGUCAGAUUCACCUCAAGUCCAUGCAGGGCAUCGACUUCGUCACCCAGGAGGACUCAGCCGACUACUCCCCCGAUUUCUCCCAAAAGGAUCUCUAUGAAGCAAUUCAGAACGGAGAUUAUCCUAAAUGGACUCUUGAAGUUCAGACCAUGACCCCCAAGGAAGCCGAGGAACUGUGGGAGAAGCAAAAGAUCAACGUCUUUGACCUGACGCACGUCUGGCCUCAGAAGCAAUUCCCACUCCGAAAGGUUGGAGAGUUUACUCUGAAUGAGAACGCAAUCAACUACUUUGCCGAAGUUGAGCAGAUCGCUUUCAAUCCUUCUCAUCUUCCUCCUGGAGUCGAGCCAUCGGCUGAUCCCGUUCUCCAAUCCCGGCUGUUCUCUUACCCAGACACCCAUCGCCAUCGUCUCGGUGUAAACUACCAGCAACUUCCCGUCAACGCGACUAGAACAGGUUAUCAAUUCGGCAACUUCCAGCGCGACGGCCAAAUGGCAUUCUAUAACCAGGGCGCACGACCGAACUAUCUCUCCUCCAUUGAUCCUAUCAAGUUCAAGUCCCGCGCUGUGGAUCUAGACAAGACCCAUGGCCAUUUCACUGGGGAAGCUAUUACGUUCCUCACCGAAAUCCGACCAGAGGACUUUAACGCCCCUCGCGCACUUUGGAGAAAUGUAUUUGAUGAGCCAGCUCGUGAGCGUUUCAUCAACAAUGUCACAGGCAAGAUGAAGCUGUGCAAGCAGGAAGAGCCUUUGAAGCGACAGAUUGCUAUCUUCCGAGAGGUUGACCCUGAGAUUGCGGAGAGAUUGGAGAAGUCAACUGGCAUCAAGGGAUACGAUGGAAUUGCCAAUAUGUCCUUCAACGGUACACAUAACGGUAUGGCUUCUGGAAAGAGUAGCAGUGCCAAUGGAAUUAUCGACAAGAACAAGACUCCUGUUGCACGCCAAGGUGCGCCUGGUUCUGGGGCUCAUGGCAGUAUGGUAACAAACGGAAAGUCAAACGGUGUAAACGGACAUUAA
Fusarium fujikuroi IMI 58289 is the source of this 1734-nucleotide messenger RNA. Its product is annotated as probable CTT1-catalase T, cytosolic. Gene Ontology annotation, biological process: hydrogen peroxide catabolic process; response to hydrogen peroxide. Lineage: Eukaryota; Fungi; Ascomycota; Sordariomycetes; Hypocreales; Nectriaceae. The coding region runs from base 1 to 1734 and encodes 577 amino acids. The transcript has 3 exons. Gene Ontology annotation, molecular function: catalase activity; heme binding. Gene Ontology annotation, cellular component: peroxisome; cytoplasm; mitochondrion. The record is from RefSeq and is a predicted model, not a curated record.